AUGGAAGUGCGCCUCUCUGCACACCCUCAUGACUUGUUGGUGGGGUUGGGAUUGCCUUCGAAGGAUAAGUCAACAACAGCCCAGAACACUUCUCCCCCUCCUGAAGUUGUCACCACUACUCCUGCGACUUUACCCCUUCCAGCCAGGGUUACUAGAGCUGCUUCGAAGAAGGGGUCUCCACAAGAAGAGUCUCCCAAGAGAACCGAGACUUUAGCUAUUCUCAAGAAGAAACAACAACAAAAAACAAAAAGGAGACUAGUCCUUCCUCCUAAAGUACCUGAAUCUCUUGAAGAAGAAAGAGAGGUUGAGCCAGAGAAGGAAGUGCCCUUACAAAGAACAAAGAGACAAAAGGUAGCUGUAUCUUCAUCUGAUGCCAUUGAAAAUCCUGUUAGCGAGGCAACCACCAUAAUAGCGGAGAAAGAACUUAUCUCUGGAGAGUCUGAACCCCGAUCUGAAGAAGGGGAGGUUGGAAAAGAAUUGGUUGUAUCUCUGCCAAGGGAGAAGAGAAAGAAAAUGACUGUUCCUGUCACUGACCAUGUUGAGGACUCUACUCAUAAAGCAGCUGCCAAGGCAGUCGAACAAGAACAUUCCAAGGCAAUCGUUGUAUUUGAGAGGGCCAAGAAAAGAUGGCAAGAGCAAAUGCUAAGAGAGGAAGCUGCUACUGCUUGCGGAUGCAACACAAGGGGAAAUGCUUGUGGUAUUGAAGUUCAACAUUGUUCUGCAUUUCUUCUUUUUGCAGCUAGGGGUGUUCGCGGAUCGCCAUACCUCCCUUUUUUAGCUCGUAAACUACCUCAAUCUACUUUUCCUUCGAACCUUGCUCUUUCUCCAUCCUUUAUAGAAACUCCAACUGCUAACCUACCUCAAUCUAUUUUUCCUUCAAGCCUUGCUCUUUCUCCAUCCUUUGUAGAAACUCCAACUGCUACUCCAUUCCCACUGGCAGUUGAUUCUUUCACAGAAAACACUGGUAGCCCUUCAAUUCAUGGUUCAUCACCAAUGCCCACUUCCAGUCCCUCUCCUGUUAGCGAGGCAACCACCAUAAUAGUGGAGAAAGAACUUAUCUCUGGAGAGUCUGAACCCCGAUCUGAAGAAGGGGAGGUUGGAAAAGAAUUGGUUGUAUCUCUGCCUAGGGAGAAGAGAAAGAAAAUGACUGUUCCUGUCACUAACCAUGUUGAGGACUCUACUCAUAAAGCAGCUGCCAAGGCAGUCGAACAAGAACAUUCCAAGGCAAUCGUUGUAUUUGAAAGGGCCAAGAAAAGAUGGCAAGAGCAAAUGCUAAAAGAGGAAGCUGCUACUGCCGAUGCAACACAAGGGGAAAUGGUAAGAAGGCAGCAGACUGCUGGACAUUACUCUCUCCGCAGUUCUCCCAUCAGUACUAGCGCCUCUGGAACAACGACAACUACUGCACUCACCUUUCCAAUAAGGCCUUCCUCAAUUUCGGUUGAAGUUGAUCAAAUGCAAAAUGUCAGGGUUGUUCGAAUCAUACUUCCACUUCCAAAACCUAUAUUUGACGUACCUUCCUUAAGUCCCAGUAUUCCUGCAUCUCCUUUUCUUGGAUUAAAGCCAUACCUCCCUUUUUUGGCUCGUGACCUACCUCAGUCUACUUUUCCUUCGAGCCAUGCUCUUUUGUCAUCCUUUACAGAAACUCCAACUGCUGCUCCAUUCCUAGUGGCAGUUGAUUCUUCCACAGAGGACACUGGUAGCUCUUCAAUUCAUGGCUCAUCACCAAUGCCAACUUCCAGCUCCUCUUCACUUGAUUUGCUGGUGGCCAAAACCAUAGAGACUGCCAAAGAUGCUCCAUCCGUUUCUCCCAUCCCCAUGCAGCCCUUUGUGUCUUCCACCACAACACUCUCUAUGCCCUUCAUGUCAAGGGAUGAGGUAGACAUUUUUGAAGGAAGACUAGCUAGUCUCUUUGACACACCUUCUACCUCUCCCACCUCUACUGCUGAAGCUGAACCAUUAGCCUUGGCUGACUCCCUUUUGGAAAUCUUCGAGAGUUCUCCUUCCUCCAGCAACAAGCCUUUUGCACCUUCAACCUUGGAGGAUCAAGCCGAGGCUGCUAUCAAAGCUCAAAAUGUUGCCGAAGAAAAGGCGGAAUCCGCUAAGGCUAUUAGGAAGGUUCUCGAGGCCCAAAAAGGAGAGGCCGGGGAAAAGAUGUCUCAGGUCCAGAAAGAACUUCAGGAUGCUCUAGCAAUAAAAGAGGCUGAAGUCAAGGCCGCCGAUGAGAAGGGGUAUAAUGAGGGGGUGGCCGAUGUCACGGCGGAUUACGAAAAACAAGAUGAGGAGGGUGAGGAGGUGCCCAAGGAUGCUAUACCUGAGAAGGCAUCUUCAGAUGUGCCUCUCGCCGACAAGAGCCUCGAUCAAACCCUUCAAGAAAUCGAUGCCAAGCUUGCGGCCGAGAAGGCUGCCGAAAUGUCUUCCCAGCAGUCGUUUGAACCAACCAUCUGCUGUUGCUGA
Messenger RNA from Camellia sinensis, 2454 nucleotides. The record is from RefSeq and is a predicted model, not a curated record. NCBI's taxonomy places the organism in Eukaryota, Viridiplantae, Streptophyta, Magnoliopsida, Ericales, Theaceae.